CUCGACCUUAUACACGCAAAUUCUUUAACGACAUGCUUACGGCAGCUGGUUGUCGAACUGCAUCAUUCACGGCGUUAGGUGAUCUUUCAGAGCUUACGGCCCGGAUGCGUGGAACACAUGAAUGAUUCUUCUUUCCUCCUUCGUCUUUCUCCUCCCUCUCCCACUCCUCUCUUGCUUCGCCGCAGUUAUACACCACCUACGGCCCGCAUCCGACCGUUCCCGGCUGGUCCAUCUGAUAGGAUUACUUUUUUGUUAUUAUUUGUUCUAGACGGCCUGUAUUGUAUUUUGGGGCAGGAGUGCUGGUGUCCAGGAGUUCAACUGGUGUCUUGAUUUAUAUACGACGUGAUGCUUCGCUUUUUCGGU
Messenger RNA from Aspergillus piperis CBS 112811, 363 nucleotides. RefSeq lists its product as uncharacterized. NCBI's taxonomy places the organism in Eukaryota, Fungi, Ascomycota, Eurotiomycetes, Eurotiales, Aspergillaceae. The record is from RefSeq and is a predicted model, not a curated record. The transcript has a single exon. The coding region runs from base 118 to 330 and encodes 70 amino acids.